This is a messenger RNA of Myotis davidii, 2527 nucleotides long. It is a transcript of the gene CHSY1, whose product is annotated as chondroitin sulfate synthase 1. The transcript has 4 exons. The annotation marks the transcript as partial. Gene Ontology annotation, molecular function: glucuronosyl-N-acetylgalactosaminyl-proteoglycan 4-beta-N-acetylgalactosaminyltransferase activity. Gene Ontology annotation, cellular component: Golgi cisterna membrane. The record is from RefSeq and is a predicted model, not a curated record. NCBI's taxonomy places the organism in Eukaryota, Metazoa, Chordata, Mammalia, Chiroptera, Vespertilionidae.
GAUGCGCGCGGGGCGCAGUCUUGGCCCCACGGCCCGGCUCCCGAGGGCGGCCCGCGCGACAGGAACUUUCUCUUCGUGGGAGUCAUGACCGCCCAGAAAUACCUGCAGACCCGCGCCGUGGCCGUGUACAGGACGUGGUCCAAGACGAUCCCCGGGCGGGUGGAGUUCUUCUCGAGCGAGGGCUCCGACACGUCCAUCCCCAUCCCCAUCGUGCCGCUGCGGGGCGUGGACGACUCCUACCCGCCCCAGAAGAAGUCCUUCAUGAUGCUCAAGUACAUGCACGACCACUACCUGGACCAGUACGAGUGGUUCAUGCGGGCGGACGACGACGUGUACAUCAAGGGGGACCGGCUGGAGAGCUUCCUGCGCAGCCUCAACAGCAGCGAGCCCCUGUUCCUGGGCCAGACGGGCCUGGGCACCACGGAGGAGAUGGGCAAGCUGGCCCUGGAGCCCGGGGAGAACUUCUGCAUGGGCGGGCCCGGCGUGAUCAUGAGCCGCGAGGUGCUGCGCCGGAUGGUCCCCCACAUCGGCAAGUGCCUGCGGGAGAUGUACACGACCCACGAGGACGUGGAGGUGGGCCGCUGCGUGCGGAGGUUCGCGGGGGUGCAGUGCGUCUGGUCGUACGAGAUGCAGCAGCUGUUCUACGAGAACUACGAGCAGAACAAGAAGGGCUACAUCCGGGACCUGCACAACAGCAAGAUCCACCGGGCCAUCACGCUGCACCCCAACAAGAGCCCGCCCUACCAGUACCGGCUGCACAGCUACGUGCUGAGCGGCCAGAUCGCCGCGCUGGCACUACACCGGGCGACAGGAGAGGCUCUGUGUGUUGGUGUGGGUCUCUGUGUCCUUUGCAUGGGGAAAAGUGAAGAGAGGAGGAGCUUGGAGAAUCAAUUUGGGACAGGUUUUUGGGUGCAGAGGUAUAAUUCGGGCAGCUUUUUGGACUCAGAUGCAGCCCUUCUUCCAUUUGUAAUCUCGAAUUGCACACAGGCGCAGCGGGAGGCCCUGGACGACAUCGUCAUGCAGGUCAUGGAGAUGAUCAACGCCAACGCCAAGGCGCGGGGCCGGGUCAUCGACUUCAAGGAGAUCCAGUACGGCUACCGCCGCGUCAACCCCAUGUACGGGGCCGAGUACAUCCUGGACCUGCUGCUGCUGUACAAGCGGCACAAGGGCAAGAAGGUGACGGUGCCCGUGCGCCGGCACGCCUACCUGCAGCAGACCUUCAGCAAGAUCCAGUUCGCCGAGCACGAGGAGCUGGACGCCCGGGAGCUGGCCGAGCAGAUCAACCAGGAGUCGGGCUCGCUGUCCUUCCUGUCCAACUCGCUCAAGAGGCUGGUGCCGUUCGGGCUGCCCGGCGCCGGGAAUGAGCGCAAGGAGCCCAAGGAGACGAAGAUCAACGUCCUGAUCCCGCUGUCGGGCCGCUUCGACAUGUUCGCCCGGUUCAUGGGCCACUUCGAGAAGACGUGCCUGGCGCCCAACCAGAACGUCAAGCUGGUGGUGCUGCUCUUCAACUCGGACUCGAACCCGGACAAGGCCAAGCAGGUGGAGCUGAUGCGGGACUACCGGCUCAAGUACCCCAAGGCCGACAUGCAGGUCCUGCCCGUGGCCGGGGAGUUCUCGCGGGCCCUGGCCCUGGAGGUGGGGUCGGCGCAGUUCCGCAACGAGUCGCUGCUCUUCUUCUGCGACGUGGACCUGGUGUUCACGGCCGAGUUCCUGCAGCGGUGCCGGGCCAACACGGUGCUGGGCCAGCAGAUCUACUUCCCCAUCAUCUUCAGCCAGUACGACCCCCGGAUCGUCUACGGCGGCAAGGCCCCCAGCGACAACCACUUCGCCUUCACGCGGAAGACGGGCUUCUGGAGGAACUACGGGUUCGGCAUCACCUGCAUCUACAAGGGGGACCUGGUCCGCGUGGGCGGCUUCGACGUCUCCAUCCAGGGCUGGGGGCUGGAGGACGUGGACCUCUUCAACAAGGUGGUGCAGGCCGGCCUCAAGACGUUCCGCAGCCAGGAGGUCGGCGUGGUCCACGUGCACCACCCGGUCUUCUGCGACCCCAACCUGGACCCCAAGCAGUACAAGAUGUGCCUGGGGUCCAAGGCGUCCACCUACGGGUCCACGCAGCAGCUGGCCGAGAUGUGGCUGGAGAAGAACGAGCCGGGGUACAGCAGGGCCGGCAACACCAACGGCUCGGCCAGGACAGCCUGACGUCCAGCCCCCGCGCUGGGCCCAGACCUUUUUAAUUCUCUAAUUUAUUUUUCUGGAAAUCGUUUGUUUUUAUUUUUAUUUUUAUUUUUUUUGGUACCAACCCCGUUUUGCAAGUUUAUUGCACCAGGAUCUGUUUUACACGUGACCUUUCUUAUACCGAGGACUCCUUGUUUUGACGAUUGAGCUUUUUUUUUUUUUCUUCUGGGAACAAAAAGGUGACGUUUCUGCCUUCGGACACAUGUUUCUCCUCGCCGGACACCCUGUAGCAGAACCCCGCUGUUCUCCGUGACUUGAAAUGUACCUGAUGAAUGAAUGAGACUAUUUUUUU